AUGAGCUCGGAAGGAAGACCGGCCUAUGGACGGCGGCUGUUGCCGUCGGCCCUCGAUGAGCUUGCCGAGACGAGCCCGAACCGGCUCUAUGCCGCCAUCCCGAAGACGGCAGAUGUCAACGAUGGGUUCCGAGACAUUACGGUAGCCGACGUUGCACGGGGUGCCAAUUUCAUGGCCAAAUGGAUCGAGGACAAGUUCGGCCGCAGCGAGAGCUUCGAGACUCUCACCUACAUUGGCGUUUCCGACCUACGAGGUCCCAUCGUCUUCCAGGCCGCAGUGAAAUGCGGAUACAAGCUUCUCCUCCCCUCGCCUCGCAACCCGCCUGCCGUCAAUGUAUCCCUAAUGAACCAGACGGGCAGCACCAAGCUACUGCACGCUGCCGAAAUCACCCCUAUCGUCAAACAGGUGCCAGUCAUAGACCCAUCCAUCCGCCUUGAUGCCGUGCCCUCGUUCGAUGAGAUGAUGGAUAGCGCCCCGGAGCCCUAUCCGUUCAAGAAGAGCUUCGAUGAAGCGAGAGAUGACCCCGUAGUCGUUUUGCAUUCCUCGGGGUCUACAGGAAUCCCGAAGCCCAUAACCAUGACACACGGCACGUUUGCAGCUCUUGACAACCAGCAUAACUUGACGCAGAUACCUGGUCGAAAGAACCGAGACUCAACGAUAUGGCUCUUCGAUGGUGAAGCAAGGAUUUAUACGGUGUUUCCGUUCUUUCAUCUUGGCGGUUUCCUCUUCCUUCUUGUAAACGCAAUCUUCAGGAAUGCGUCGUCGGUACUGGGACCACCGCACAUGGUCCCGGACGGACCCCUCCUCAAGAACAUCAUGAUGCACCAGAAACUGCGUGCAAUGUUCCUUGUGCCGGCCGUGAUCGAACAGGUUCUCCAGGAACCCAAUGGCAUUGAUUUCUUCAAGGGCUUGGAUUUCGUCGCUUAUAGUGGUGCCCCUUCGACCGCCGCAGUUGGUGAUCGCCUCUCGAAAGUGGUCGAGUUGUUGUCGCCCUUUGGCUCCACGGAAACCAUCUUGGUACCCGAGUUGGCACCAGCGCGCGAAGACUGGGCCUGGCAUGAAUUCCACCCGCACUACAAGCAUGAGUUGCAGCUCUACGACCCGGCGGAAGGCACCUAUGAGCUCGUCAUCUUCCCCGAUGAGGCCAACAAGGACAUCAUUGCCCUCUACCACAACUUGCCCGGCGUUACCGAGUAUCGCACCAGGGACCUCUUCACACGACACCCCGACAAGCCAGACCUUUACAAGUACUACGGCCGCAGGGACGACAUCAUUGUUCUGGCGAAUGGCGAAAAGUUCAAUCCUCUUCCACUGGAAGCCGAAGUCCAGAGCCACCCCGAUCUCAAGGGCGCACUGGUGAUUGGCAACGGCAGAACGCAAGCAGCUCUACUGGUGGAGCCAACAAAGGCCCUCGAUGAAGCUGCACGAUCAAAGUUGCUGGAGGACCUCUUGCCAUUCGUUGAGAAGUCGAACUCUCUCCUCCCAGGGCAAGGGCGCAUUCCCCGGGGCAAGCUGAUCUGUGCUCUGCCCGACAAGCCCUUCAGUAGGACCGGUAAAGGCACCGUAGUGCGUAAACUGACAGAGCAGAUCUACAAGCCAGAGAUUGAGAAUCUGUACUCAGACGAGUCGUCGCAAAAGAAGACUGCUAGCGUGAGCCUGAAGGCGAGCCUCAAGCCCGUCUACGAGCACUCUGUGGUUGUCGACUUUCUUCGAACGAUUGUGUCCGAAUCUUUCGUACCAGGGGCAACAAUCGGGGAGGACGAAGACUUCUUCUCCUAUGGCCUCGAUUCGGUGCAGACGUUGGAGAUCACGUCCAAUCUGAAGCGCAAUCUGAAAGACCAGACGUCGAAGUCGGUCUCAUGGAUCACGCCACGAACCAUUUUCCGGCAUUCGUCUCUCGCCGAUCUGGCGCGCUUGCUGGCAGCAUUUCUCAACGAGAAAACGGUCCCCGAGGAAGAUUCCGACCUUGCCAGAGCUCGUGCCGUGGAUGAGACCGUUGCACAGUAUGUUGAGGGCUUGCCAGAUAGGUCUGCAUUGCAGGCUGUUCCAUCGUCCAAGACAUCUACGGUCGCCGUGAUUGGCUCGACAGGCUAUCUGGGGGCAUACAUCGUCGCAACCCUAUUGAAGAACCCGGAUAUCACGCAGGUGUAUUGCUUGAACCGGUCCAGCGAUGCUCAGCAAAGGCAAGAGGCAUCUCUCAGGCAACUGGACAAUGCUUUAGAACAACAUCUGCACAAACUGGUCUACAUGACCGUCGAGCUCGGAAAGCCGUUACUUGGACUUGGCCAGGACAAGUACGACCUGAUUGUUAGCAAUGUCGACGUUGUUGUCUACAACGCAUGGAGGCUGGACUUUGGCCUCGCGAUCCGGUCAUUCAGUCCAUUCCUGCGUGCAACACGAGACCUGAUCGAUCUCUCGGCUGCUAGCAAGCGCAACACUCGCAUUGUCUUCGUCAGCUCUAUAUCAUCAGUCGCCAGCAUGGCUAGCAAGGCCACGGUACCGGAAGCCCCCGUUGACGACCCCUUGGCUGCCCUGAACAUUGGCUACGGGCAGUCGAAGCUUGCUGCCGAGCGAAUUCUCGCAAGUGCGACCCGAAAGUCCGGCGUUCCCGUCACGAUUGUUCGUGUCUGCCAGGUUGGUGGCCCUAGCAGCCCCAACGCGGGCACGUGGGCAGACCAGGCGUGGAUCUCGGCUGUGGCACGAACGGCAAAGGCGCUCAAAUGCUUUCCCAGCGACCUCGUGCCGAUCGACUGGGUUCCCGUUGACACGGUGGCCGCCAUGUUGCACGCUUUCAUCCUUCAACCAGCCGGCGCUGAGGCGCAGGUAUUCAACAUCUACCCGCCCAAGCCACAGCCGUGGACCCUGCUCGUCGACGUCCUGCGCGAAGGAUUGGACAUCAAGGAGACGGUGCCCCUGCGGGAAUGGACCAGGAGGCUUCGCGCGAUCUCCAACCCAACUGCCGACGACUUAGCGCAGAUGCCGGCCCUGAAGAUGCUGGACUACUACGAGGCCCUGGGCGACAGGUCCCAGUCGGCCGCCGUGGCCACUGACCGCGCUUCGAGGACCUCGCAGGUCCAGAUCCCGACGGUGGACAAGGCUAUGGUGGAGGCCUGGCUUCGCGACUGGGAUCUGUAG
This is a messenger RNA of Anthostomella pinea, 3135 nucleotides long. Lineage: Eukaryota; Fungi; Ascomycota; Sordariomycetes; Xylariales; Xylariaceae. The record is from the annotation of a GenBank genome assembly.